AUGAGUUGCUUUGACGGUCGAAUUCGCGAAUAUCCAGGCAUUAUUGUCGACUGUUUUAGCACCGAGAACUGUUAUACGUAUGGACGUGUCUUUUUCUUGUCUCACUGUCACAAGGACCACAUGGAGGGACUAUGCAGACCGCCUCUAAUCUCUUCACUACAGUCAGGUGCUGAUGGCAUUUACUGUUCGGAGGUGACACAAAAAUUGCUUAUGAGAGAUCCCGAGUUUUCUCAUCUUAAGAGACAUAUAAAAGAAUUACCCAUUAGUGUAUCGACUAUGAUUAAGAUCAAACACCCGAUGACAACUAAGGUCGAAGAGAUUAGUGUUACUCUGCUUCCUGCUAACCAUUGUCCUGGUUCAGUCAUGUUUCUAAUUGAAGGACAGAAUGGCACAGUCCUAUUUACAGUAUGGGUUUUUGCUAAAGGAGAUUUUCGACUUGACACUGACGAUCUCAAGCAAAUGGCUGCUCUUCAUUGUAAAGACGGGAAUUUAAAGACGUUUAGGAAUGUAUAUCUAGACACUACAUUUUGUCAUCCUAAGUUGAUGGUGAUCCCUUCUCGGGAAAGAUCACAAGAAACAACCUUGAGUCUUAUUGACAGGUGGCUGUCUGAGAGUCCGCAUCAUCUUGUCCAUCUCAACUGUUCUACAUUGGGAUUGGAACACAUCAUUAUGGCUGUGUCAAAUCAGUUUAAGACAAAGAUUCACGUUCAUCACUUUACUAAGCAACAAUACGAAGAUCUUCCAUUGAUAUCAGAAUGUCUCACAACAGACUGUAAAUCAACACGAAUUCAUGCUUGUCGCUGGAAGCUUUAUAAAUCUAAGGGAGCGUCUUUGCCUUGUGGUGUUCAGGCAGUACGUUACGAUAAACCUCAGGUGAUGCGAAUUAAGCUAUCGACAAUAUGGUUUACUCGAUUGGCUGAUGGUUUUCCUGAUUCAGGUUCAGUGCAUUUGUCACGGUACAACAUAUGGCGGAUACCUCAUUCAAUGCACAGUUCAAUGUCUGAAAUUCGAAACGUUGUCAAAUAUCUUCAUCCACAAACGAUCACACCCAUUGUCAUACCUGUAGGUUCAACAUCUCUAGCAGCUGCUGUAAGCAGACUCAAAGACUUACUAGACUCGACUUCAGAUUGUAACAUCAUUGAGUUUUCGCACUUGCUGUCUUUGGAGAGGCCAUGUCAGUGGUCGAAAUCAAGUGCUAGAGUUGUUGACACUGUGUCUGAUGAUUUACUAUUAAGUGAUGAGGCAUUAUCGCCACCCAAGCGUAAACGCAAGAGUAAUGAUCCUGUGUCUGUGCCAGCCGAUGAGAUGUCAAGAGAUGAUACUAAGCCAGUUGGUUCAGCUGUUGAAGACAUCGAUUCUGCUAGGAUAGUUGAUAAAUGGGAUGUAGAGUCAGAAAGUGAUGAUGAAUCGAAACUUCAUUCUUUGUCAUUUAAUUGCUCUGUAAAUGCAGUUGAUUUGCAAAUAAAAUCGGACUGUGCAGCUAAUGCAGAGUGUGUUGACAACACAACAACGACUGAUAGCCUUUCAGCUGGAGGGACACUUUCAUCAAAUUGCAGCGAGUGUGACAGCGAGGAUGUGAGUAGUAAAUGGAACGUGUGCUCUACACCUGGUUUGAAGUCUCGGCCAAGCAUUCAUGUGCUUUCUUCUCUUCAUCACAAACUGUCUGUGGAACGAUAUCUUCCACUUCAGUGCAUUCGAGACUUGUCGUCAGACUCUGCAGAUGAACAACACUAGGAGUUGUGACAGUAUGAGUAGGAGAUCAAGAGCUGGGCAAUCAGUGUUGUGAAUGAGUAUAGUUGACAAAUAGUGGCAAGAAUGGAUCAGUGAAUAUUUGUCAUUUUGCAACAAAUUUAAAUUUUGAAUUCAAAAUUGUUACUUGAAAAUGAGGUACAGGUACAGUACUAGUACUGAAGGGUUGCUUACUGAUACAUACAAUCAUAUUUUUGUAUGUCUGUAGAAUUGGAGACGUAUUGUAUAUUGAAAGAAUUGCAUGUCUGCUGGUUGUAUCAAGAGUGGAUCAUGCUGCGGAUAAACUCGUAGCCUUCUGAAGUGACAUGAUUCACAUGCAGUUUAAUGUGUAUUUAGAUUAGUAGUACAGGCCUAACUACUCCGACUAGAGGUAUAAUAUGUGCAUUAAACUGCAUGCUUAUGCAGGCGCAUACCUAUGGGAAGGUUCGAGGGGUGCGAACGAACUGACCCAUUUCAGUCGGAGGUCCGCUCUUAUCUCUGUAUACUGUACAACCAAUCUGCAUGCUAUAGUUGCACCAAAUGUAGAAGCUGUAAGUACCUCUGAAGUGCAGACUUGGUUGUAGAUGUAGCUAGAUUGAUGUAAGCAGAUUUAGAUUCUGAGACUUCUUGGCACGUACUGCAUG
Molecule: messenger RNA, 2372 nt
Organism: Corticium candelabrum
Lineage: Eukaryota; Metazoa; Porifera; Homoscleromorpha; Homosclerophorida; Plakinidae
Product: protein artemis-like
Exons: 13
Coding region: 1-1734 (577 amino acids)
Biological process (GO): telomere maintenance; double-strand break repair via nonhomologous end joining; interstrand cross-link repair
Molecular function (GO): 5'-3' DNA exonuclease activity; damaged DNA binding
Source: RefSeq, a predicted model, not a curated record